AUGCAGUGGUCAUCCGCUCAACCUCCGCCGCCGGGCACUCAACCGCCGGCGGCCUAUCCGUACUCUGCUGCUACCGCAUUCACUCCAGUUCAGGUCCGCCAAACCUUCGGUCAACCUUAUUCCGCCGCACCACCCGCUUCCUAUCCUCCCCCACCCAUCUACGGCCCUCUUCCUACACAUCCUCCCGCAACACCACUCCACACUAAUCCAGCCGCACCCUUGACCGUCGCGUCGCCGUCUACAACACAAGAGCCUGCGAAGAAAAAGAUCGACUGGCCAGAAUCUGUUCGCAACUACGUCCAGCGUUCUUUCCAGACUUCCAACCUAGACCCAUCGGUCACCCGCGCCGAAAUGGAAGCCAAGCUCAAGGAAACCAUCUCAAAUGCGAACGACCAGGGCCACAUGUACACCGUCAACUGGGAGAAAAUGCCCUUGCCGCAAGAGAUGAUCAAGGAGGAGCGUGCUAGAGCCAGGGCCGUUCAACAAACACCUCAUUUCUCGGCCCUUUCCAUUUCCCCUACCAGUUCCAAGAAGCGCAAGUCUACAGAUUUCAGCGAGGGCGCCGCACCCCCUUGGCGGAACGGACAGAACCGCCUUGAGGACCGCAUUACAUUCAAUGCUGAUAAACGCCCAGCCCCAGUCGAGGAAGCCCAGUCGAAGACCCAAAGUAAGUUCCAGAAGCAGUUGGAGAAACGUCAGAAGCGCUUCGACGGAGGAUACAAGUCGACGUAUCGUGAGCCGACUCCUCCUCCCAGCGACGGCCCGGUUGUCGGUACAUGCGAGACCCUGGAGAAGCGUUAUCUCCGUCUGACGGCACCGCCCGUUCCGUCCGUGGUCCGACCAGAGCGGGUUCUGCGCCAGACGCUCGAGUUGCUCAAGAGAAAGUGGAAGAAGGAGCAAAACUACUCUUACAUCUGCGAUCAGUUCAAAUCCAUGCGUCAGGACCUGACAGUCCAGCGCAUCAAGAAUGAGUUUACCGUAGAAGUCUACGAAAUCCAUGCCCGGAUUGCCUUGGAGAAGGGGGACCUCGGUGAGUAUAAUCAGUGUCAGACCCAGCUCAAGGCUCUCUACAAGAUGGGUAUCAAGGGAAAGUCGAUCGAGUUCAAGGCGUAUCGUAUCUUGUAUUUCAUUCAUACCGCUAACCGCACGGCGUUGAACGACGUCCUGGCGGAUCUAACUGCAGCAGAGAAGGAGGAAGAGGCCAUAAAGCACGCGCUUGAUGUCCGAUCCGCAUUGGCACUGGGCAACUACCACCGCUUUUUCCGGCUCUACAACGACACGCCUAACAUGGGCGCAUAUCUUAUGGAUAUGUUCGUCGGCCGUGAACGCCUUGCUGCUCUUUGCAACAUCUGUAAGGCGUACAAACCCGAUGUGCCACUGCGCUUCGUCACCGAAGAGCUGUACUUUGAGUCGGAUGCGGAUGCUGCCCAAUUUAUCCUCGACUACCAGGGCCAGGAUCUACUGGAGGAUCGCGACGGAACUGUUGUUUUCCUGACCGGAAAAGCUAAAGAGCUAUUCGAGGGUCCGAGGAAGGCAGCCUUUUCCAGGGUUGACAUCAAAGGUCAAAUCUAA
Messenger RNA from Sordaria macrospora k-hell, 1572 nucleotides. RefSeq lists its product as uncharacterized. Lineage: Eukaryota; Fungi; Ascomycota; Sordariomycetes; Sordariales; Sordariaceae. Gene Ontology annotation, cellular component: nucleus. The record is from RefSeq and is a predicted model, not a curated record.